Arabis nemorensis is the source of this 900-nucleotide messenger RNA. The record is from the annotation of a GenBank genome assembly. Lineage: Eukaryota; Viridiplantae; Streptophyta; Magnoliopsida; Brassicales; Brassicaceae.
AUGAUUGCCACCGGAGUUAAAUCGAUGCUAGGGCUUUCGAUUGCAUCGUCUCCCAAAGGGAUUCCUGACGGCAAUUCGUUGAGUAAUCGGAGAUCUGUUGGUGUUUUUCGCGCCUGUGUUUCCAUGGAUGGAUCGCAGACGCUAAGCCAUAACAAAAAUGGGUCUAUUCCUGAGAUUAAAUCGAUUAAUGGCCACACAGGGCAAAAACAAGGUCCAUUGUCUACUGUCGGAAACUCGACGAAUAUAAAGUGGCAUGAGUGCCCUGUUGAGAAGGUUGAUCGACAGAGAUUGCUUGACCAGAAAGGAUGUGUGAUUUGGGUCACUGGUCUUAGUGGUUCAGGGAAGAGCACUUUGGCUUGUGCUUUGAACCAAAUGUUGUACCAAAAGGGGAAGCUUUGUUAUAUUCUUGAUGGUGAUAAUGUAAGGCAUGGCUUAAACCGUGAUCUGAGCUUUAAAGCAGAGGAUCGUGCAGAGAACAUUCGUAGAGUCGGAGAGGUUGCCAAGCUUUUUGCGGAUGCUGGAAUCAUCUGCAUUGCAAGUUUAAUAUCGCCAUACCGAAGAGACAGGGACACUUGUCGAACUUUGCUCCCUGAGGGGGAUUUUAUUGAGGUUUUCAUGGAUGUACCGCUUGAAGUUUGUGAGGCGAGAGAUCCUAAAGGUCUGUACAAACUUGCUCGUGCAGGAAAGAUCAAAGGUUUUACCGGGAUCGAUGACCCUUACGAGGCACCGUUGAAUUGCGAGAUCCUGAGCUUUUUCGCGUCAAUCUCUUAUCUUACCUACGUUCUCGUGUUCUGCCAUGUGAAGAUUGCUCUAGGACACGAAGGAUCAGGAACUUCUCCAACCGAAAUGGCUGAAAAAGUCGUUGGAUACUUAGAACACAAGGGUUAUCUUCAGGCAUAA